UAAAAAUAAAUUCUACCAGUAUUUUUCCGUCUCCGAAAUUCGUUUUCAGUCAUCGAAGGGGAUCAGUCCAGAGACCAGGGCAAGACCCUUUUUCUCCAUUUCGCCUCCUGUUGCUGUCAGACGUCUCCCGCCAAGAGCCUUCCUCCGCCCUUUUUCUAACCACGGGAUAUCCAAUUCAUCACCACUGAUAAUGGCCCCGAAACCCAAAGCAACCCCGCCCAAAUCGCAUCCCUACUUCAAGCCGGGCACUAUCGUCGAGAUCAGCUCCGAUGAUCCCGGUUUCCGCGGCUCAUGGUACGCCGGCACUGUCGUCCGCCGUGCCUCCGCCAAGGAACCCGCUAAGUUCUUGGUCGAGUACACCCACCUCUUUGACGACGAGGCCGGUAAGAAGCCCCUCAGGGAGAUCGUAGACGAGUUCCAACUUAGGCCUGAGCCGCCCAGAGAUGGAGACAGAUGCUUCAAGUUUAGCGAAGAGGUGGAUGCAUACUACAAUGAUGGCUGGUGGGAGGGAGUGAUCACUGAGGAGUUGGGAAAUGAGCGCUUCUCUGUCUUCUUUAGGGGUUCCAGGGAGCAACUGGAAUUUGGGAAAGAGGACCUCAGGCUGCAUAGGGAGUGGGUGAACGGUUGUUGGAAGCCUCCGUUGGAGGAGGAGGAGAUGGAAGACGCCAAGGCCAAGGAGGAAGAGUUGCAGAAAGUAUCAGCUGAAGAAAAACCAAAAUCUAAAACACUGGAAAAGUUUAGCAAGGGGACCCCCAUUGAGGUUAGUAGUGAUGAAGAUGGUUUUCAAGGUGCCUGGUUUGGAGCAACUAUUAUCGAACCAAGAGGGGAAGACAAGUACCUGAUUGAGUACCAGAACUUGAGGACAGAAGAUGACUUGGACUUUUUGAGAGAAGAGAUUGAUACCCUGCACAUAAGGCCUCGGCCCCCAGAGACAGUGAUGGUUGAUCGUUAUAAUAAGUUUGAUGAAGUUGAUGCAUUGUACAAUGAUGGAUGGUGGGUUGGUGUGAUUUCCAAGGUCCUUGUAAACUCAAGGUAUAUAGUGUAUUUCAAGGACACGGAUGAGGAAUUGGAGUUUGAGCAUUCUCAGUUAAGACUGCACAAAGACUGGAUUGAUGGCAAAUGGGUGAUUCCUUCACGGGCUCUAAGGUUGUGAUUGGCAGGGAGAAAGAGGCAAAGCAGUUCAAAUUUGCGGAUAUUACAAAGCUGUAGCAUUUAGUUUCUCGUCCAUGUCCUUGUGUAUGUCCUCCGAAACCUUAAUAUCAUCCUCCUCGCAGUAUGACUAGUUGCAUAUGUAAUGAUUGUCUAAAUAAACCAAACUUAACAUUGAUGUAAAUUUUUUUUUAGGAUUUUAACCCUUUUGAAGCCAGAUAGAUGAAUGCUUCUGAUAUAAAUCCUAGCAUUCUGCCGUUAGAUAGUAGAAACUGCUACUUUGUGGUUUGCAGGAUCUUGGUUGUGUUUGGUUGCCCCUCCUGGAAUGGAUUCUUUUUGGUUUUUAUGCAUUUCCA
Molecule: messenger RNA, 1505 nt
Organism: Carica papaya (papaya)
Lineage: Eukaryota; Viridiplantae; Streptophyta; Magnoliopsida; Brassicales; Caricaceae
Product: agenet domain-containing protein
Source: RefSeq, a predicted model, not a curated record